Molecule: messenger RNA, 1410 nt
Organism: Drosophila kikkawai
Lineage: Eukaryota; Metazoa; Arthropoda; Insecta; Diptera; Drosophilidae
Source: RefSeq, a predicted model, not a curated record
GUUGCCGCUGCGCAGACGCAACGCACGCGCCACACACACACGCCCUCGCACACACACACACCUCGGAGACACACACACACCGCCCGCCCUUGCAAGCCGGCUUGCAGGAAUUCGUAUUGAACUUGCAACAUUUUUCCAAUUUCAAUUUCAAGAUCAAAAACGUAUUUUUUUCCGUAUUUUGUUUUGUGAUUCCGGUUAAAAAAAAAAUAAAGUAAACAAAUAAAACAAAAAUAAAAUCCUCAACCGAGCGUGUGUUCAACAAUUUUAAGUGUCAACUAUUUUCUGGUGGAUCCCAAACCAGAGUAAAUUACACAGAAAUAUUCAGGCAUCUGGAGGUGCUUGUGGACAGAUGACCAUGACCAAGACGACGACGACGACGAUGGGCGCCCUGCCAGUGGGCGUGCUGCUGCUGGCCCUGCUGCUCCAAAUCCAAGUGGCCCCAAUCCUGGGCCAUGGCCGACUGAUGGAUCCGCCUGCCAGGAAUGCCAUGUGGCGUUUCGGUUACCCCAAUCCCGUCAACUACAACGACAAUGAGCUCUUCUGUGGCGGCUAUGCGGUUCAAUGGGAGAAGAACAGCGGACGCUGCGGUGUCUGCGGCGAUGCCUACCAUGUCAAGUCGCCGCGUCCCCAUGAGGCGGGCGGAGAGUAUGCCAAGGGCAUUAUCUCCAGAUACUAUACCGCCGGCCAGGAGAUCGAAGUGGAGGUAGAGCUAACGGCCAAUCAUUAUGGCCGCUUCGAGAUGUUCUUGUGUCCGAAUAAUAAUCCCCGGCACGAGGCCACCCAGGAGUGCUUCGAUCGAUAUCCCCUGCCCAUAUCUGGCAGUCGGGAGCAUCGAUAUUUGAUACCGCGGGAUGCCAAGAAGAAGGACAUUUUCCGCUACCGAGUCCGACUGCCACCGUAUGUCACCUGCACGCAGUGUGUCCUCCAGUGGACGUACUACACGGCCAAUAUGUGGGGCACCUGUGCCAAUGGCACCGAGGCUGUUGGAUGCGGCAAGGCAGAAACUUUCCGCAAUUGUGCUGAUGUAGCAAUUAUCUCUAAUACUGGCGGCGGUGUUCCACCGAUUUUCGUCAACAACAAGUCGCCAUAUCUGUUGUACUAUCGGGAUUAUCGGGCGCCGGAGGACAACAAUAUAUUUCCCCUUAUUGUGCGCAAUGCCACGCGGCAUGCGCGCAAACGAGGCAAGGGGCUUAAACCCGCUUAACCACGCUAAAUCCGCUUACCUGAUAUAUAUGUAUAAAUAUAUAUAUAUAUAUAUAUAUCGCUUCUUCCUUCGCUUCGCAAACGCUUUUUAGCCCAACAAAUCAGACAUAUACAAAAUCAUCCCGCUGGAGUUCAGAGCUCAUAACGAAAAAAUGGGUAAAGGUAAAAAUUUCGGUGUACAUUUAAGUCAUAAAAAAAUAUAACAGU